Aptenodytes forsteri (emperor penguin) is the source of this 474-nucleotide messenger RNA. RefSeq names its product single-stranded DNA-binding protein 1-like. Gene Ontology annotation, cellular component: nucleoid. The record is from RefSeq and is a predicted model, not a curated record. Gene Ontology annotation, molecular function: single-stranded DNA binding. The transcript has a single exon. Gene Ontology annotation, biological process: positive regulation of helicase activity; DNA replication. The coding region runs from base 1 to 474 and encodes 157 amino acids. Lineage: Eukaryota; Metazoa; Chordata; Aves; Sphenisciformes; Spheniscidae.
AUGCGCGGAGUGAACAAAGUAAUUAUCGUUGGCAACACAGGCAAUGACCCCGAAGUAAGCCAAUUCCAAAAUGGCGGUAGCGUGGCAACAAUAGCAGUGGCGACUUCUGAAAAAUACCAAAACAAGCAAACUGGCGAAUGGGUGGAAAACACCGAAUGGCACAGGGUAAAAGCGUUUGGUAAGUUAGCAGAAAUUAUCGCUCAAUAUGUGCGAAAAGGAACACCGAUAUACAUCGAAGGUAAGCUAAAAACCGACAAGUACACAGACAAAAACGGCAUUGAGCGUUACGCAACAAAUAUUAUUGCAGACCAAAUGCAAAUGUUAGGCGGCAACCAAAAACGCACAGCAAAUGGCGGCUAUCAGCAACAGAACAAACAAAAAAAGCCCCAAACCAGCCCAUACCACAGGCGGGCUAUCAGCAGCAAAACAACCAACAACAGCCACAACCUAGCCCAUACGCACAGGCGGCAUUAA